GGGGCAGGAGAGGAGAGGAGGACGAUAUGUGUCUGGAGAGGCAGAGAAGAGGAGCGUCGAGGAGCGUGAGGUCUGGAGGGGCAGAGCAGGAGAAAGAAUAGGAGGUGGAGGGAUUCAGACGGCGCAUCUCUGCUCCAGGACCCCGGGUCCCUGAGCUGUCUAUGGGUCUCUGCGGGCUGCGGUCCGCUCCGGGUGGACUGGCAGCGGGGCGGCGGAACGGCUCCGGACUUUGGCGCAGGUUGCGCGGCUGGACGCAGUGACAGCGCAGAGAAAGCUCGCGGCCAACGCAACUGACAUUUUUGGCUGUCACGGUGAAGCAGCAUGCCAGCGAUCAGUCACACCGACCGCGGGGUGUGAAGGAGGGGGCGAAGAGGCUAUGGACAUGCCGGAGGAUGACUCGCUGCUGAAGAACCGGACGGAACACGGGCCGGAGCCGAGCCAGGGGGCAGCGCGUCCUGCAUGGGCAGUCACGGCGCUGGCCAGCGUGCUGAUCUUCACCACUGUGGUGGACGUCCUGGGAAACCUGCUGGUCAUCGUGUCCGUGCUGAGGAACCGUAAACUACGAAAUGCGGGAAACGUCUUUGUGGUGAGCCUGGCCUUCGCUGACUUGGUGGUUGCGUUCUACCCCUACCCUCUGGUGUUGUACGCCCUCUUCCAUGACGGCUGGUCACUAGGUGAGACCCAGUGCAAGGUGAGUGGUUUUCUGAUGGGCUUGAGCGUCAUUGGCUCCAUCUUCAACAUAACAGGCAUUGCCAUCAACCGUUACUGUUACAUCUGCCACAGCUUCAGCUACGACAAGUUGUACAGCUACCGCAACACACUGCUGCUGGUGGCUCUCAUCUGGCUGCUCACUGUCGUAGCCAUCGUGCCCAACUUCUUCGUCGGCUCGCUGCAAUACGACCCACGCAUCUACUCAUGCACAUUUGCACAGACAGUCAGUACGUCCUACACCAUCACAGUGGUGGUCAUCCAUUUCUUUGUGCCCAUCGCCGUGGUCACCUUCUGCUACCUGCGUAUCUGGAUCCUGGUCAUCCAGGUGAGGCGGAAGGUAAAAUCAGAGGUCCGCCCUCGCAUCAAGCCCAGUGACCUGAGGAACUUCAUCACCAUGUUUGUGGUGUUCGUGCUGUUUGCAAUUUGCUGGGCGCCACUCAACUUCAUUGGGCUCGCUGUUGCUAUCAACCCUGAGGCAGUGGCGCCUCGCAUCCCAGAGUGGCUCUUUGUGGUCAGCUACUUCAUGGCUUACUUCAACAGUUGCCUUAAUGCCAUCAUCUAUGGCCUGCUGAACCAGAACUUCCGCAGAGAGUACAAGCGGAUCAUUAUGUCUGUGUGGAUGCCACACCUCUUCUUCCAAGAGACAUCGCGGGGGGGCACUGAGGGCAUGAAGAGUAAACCCUCACCAGCACUCAACAACAACGAGCAAGUGAAAGGAGAAACUCUGUGAUACUGUUUUCCUCCUCUUUAUCUCCUUGUUCCUCCUCUUCUGUGUUCACUUGUGCAGUGCCAUUGAUCAAACUCUAAUCUCUGCUGUGCCAAAGCAACGAACUCUGGAAAUACAGAUAGAGUGACCAACAGUGAGUGUGUCUGAGAUUAAAAUAAAAAACAGAGUUUUCUCUCCUAAGAGGUUUCUCUAUAGACAUAUUGACUACAAUAGCUGUGUUAUCCAUUCUUUAAGAGUGCCAUUCAUAAAACCUAAGGCUCAUCAGUUUCGGUUUGUACUGAUUUUGUCUGAAGAACAUUAUUUUAAAAUAGGAGAUGAGUUUAAAUUGAUUUUCACCUUGAUUUUAUACCAAACCCACUGCUCAGCUUAGUUUUCAAACACCACAAACAGUAAAUACAUUUCCACUGAUGAAACAUAAAUUAGCAAUAGUAUGCUGCAAAAGAAAAACAAAAUGAAAUUUCCACCCUGACAGCUGUUGCCCAGAUGAUGACCUCUGAUGAAUCUUCCCAUUUAAAAUUUCACUGUGAAGAUAGAAUUUAAUUUACUGAGCACAUUCAAAUUAGCCAAAGGAUACUCACCCCCUAUGAAUACAGUCCAUAUUCCAUUGUUUGCACAGGAUUCUGCAGCAUGCUUUACAUUCAGUGUCAGCAUUCAGUAACAGUGUAAGACACUGACCUUUAUGUAGCAAGAGUAAAGGUAUGACGGUGAAGGUGGUGGAUGGGCAUGUAGCAUAUAUGACUGCAGGUCAGACAUGCCAGUAUUUUUAAAAAUACAUAGAAAAAAUACAUUGAAAUCUAAUUCAAUAAUUUGUGGUGUAGCAGAAUUGUCUCUAGUGGGGCUUGGAUGCUGACCUUUCCUUUGGUGCUCUUUUCAGGAUAAAAUUUUUAGUUGCACUCCUGCCGAGACUCAACCUUGUCAGUAUCACCCAGUUUCACCCAAAUAGUUCCAGGAACUAAGGGACCUCAGAAACAAAACUCUGAAACUUUAUCAGGAACUAAAGCCUCUUGUACUCUCUGUGUGCGUUUGUACCACCUCUGAAAAAACUGUGAAGAUUCAGCAAAUUAAUCUGACAGAUUAAACAAACAACAGUGUUGUUGUCAUGUUUGAAGCAGUUUCCACAAAUGACUGAAAACCUCAAAUCAACAUUGAGUGACAAUCUGCUCAGUGUUUUUGUGGUUAUUUCUGUUUCUAAAUGUCAGAUUGUGUUUUUACUGAACAUGAUAUUCAGUGCUGGAGACUCUGCCCUAAUAGUUUGUGGGUCAUUUAAAGGUACUACCUCGGGUGCAGGGCUCUUGGUGGGACCAGGAAUAAGACUUAGAUUCUGAUUCCUCUGGACAAAAUGUAGGAAAGGUUCCUGAGGUCCUAAAAAGGUUCUUGGGUUCCUGGAAAAGUUCCAUGGGUGGAAACUAGCUCCAUGUCCCUUUCUCCAACACUUGUAAAGUGGGUGAAAUGAACAUUGCAGUCUCUUUGUGCUAUAAAUUUUGCAUCAUUGAUUUUUAUCAUCUGAUUUUCACAGUUUUUUAGUUUUCAAAAAUAAUUCAUUAUAACUUCCAUGUUUUAAAAAAAACAAGAAAACCAAAAUUGAUGAGCCCUAAAAAUGUAUCAUAACUUAUUAAUGUAUCAUGUUUUGUACACUUCAGGGUGCCUGCCUCCUCUACUGUUCAGGCAAUAUGUAUUUGAAAGGGGAGGCACCAAGAGAUUAGUAAUUUUAGUGUAUUACAUCAUGAAAUCCAUGAUGGUUGUCUGAAAGUCCAAACAGUGGCUUCAUUAUCCUUCUGGAUUUCUGUACUGUAUUAGUAAUGUACUACUGUGCUAAGUGUUUUGGCGCACCAAAUGUUUUUAAUGGUAUACUGUAUAUCAGUAAUUAUUGUAUCUUUGAUUUUUAACAGAAAAACAAUUCAAUUAUUUUUCUCAUAUUUUUUUUAUGAUAACCAUUGGUAAAUGCACUACAGCAUGAUGAAUCCCUAACAGAUGUCUUUCACUUUGUUACUGGUGGAUGCCUCAAAUUUCUAAUGGACAUUUCUAUGGUUUGUCAAAGGUGCCUGAUUUAUUGUCCAUCGCCUCAAAAUGAAAAUUCUACCAAAAACAACAAACCAUGCUGACAGAAGGCUAUGGUAGGGUUACAGGUAUAAUAUUAUAAAUCUCUUUUACCAAUGUCACUCAUCAGCUGAUAGGGUAGUGUCAAGGUGUGUUCACACUGAAUGGGAAGUUAAAUUUAGAGGUUGCAUAUCUACAUAUGACGUCUAAGCAAAGACAUGUCUGGACAUGAAUAAGACUUCAUGACAGUAUGAAGACACACACAUACACACACACAAUGGAUCUUUAUGUCUUUACACAAUUUCUUCACAGGUUAAAAUUUGGCAUCUUAAUUAUGUUAAAUUCAUUUUCUGUGUCAGUAGGAGCAGCCACUUUCUCCAUGUUUUAGGGGGAGAUCAGUGCAGUGAGAUGACUUCUUUGUGCUUUUGUUGAAUUUUAAUGUCAUAUCAUAACACUGAAUUACUGCCCUCCAUUACUGCCCCUUUCUCUAUUCCAACUACUUCUACUACAGAUUUGACAAUUCAUGGUAAAACAUCACAGCAUAUCACAGUGAGAGGCCAUUUGACCACAAGACAAAGUCUAGGUCAAUCCUUACAUUCAAAUUAUAAAUCAAAUUCACUGUAAUUCAGAUGUCAGAUCUCAACAGGUUAUGAAGAAAGAGCUUCACAUGCAGAGACAUAAAUAAUCUUCCAUUCUAACUGUUAAGAUAUGAUUAUGCAUAAAUUGCUAGCUAGCUAACAGCUAGCACCUGUGCAGUCAGUGCAGUGUCUGUAUGGAGCAAAUAAACACUGCACACAAGACAAAAAUUAGCUCCUGGAUUUGGUCUGAACACACCUUUAGUCGUCAGACAGAUGCAGUACUAUACAAAGAGUAUUAGUUAGAAUAUUUAGUUGUGUAAACCUCCUAUAAAGUCAUAACACAAAAAAGGUAUAUAAAAGCACAAUUAUCUCUGAAGCCCGGGUGACAGUGUACUUAUGCAGUUUACAGGUUUAAAUCUUAGUAAAGUUUUAAUCUUAGUAAUGAUAAGAAAUCGCCACUUUCUCUAUGCAUUUCAUAUUUCAUAUCACAAGCAGAGAACAUGACAGCAAAAGAAGCUUACUCAGCACUUGUGAAUAAUGCUACUACUGUUUUUAUCCAGUCUAUCUUAGUAAAAAAAAACAUGUGAAUCAGUGGGUACAGGCUGAUCUGCAGGCUUGUCAUGCUGUUUUCCAGGUUGGUAAAAAAUGUGCAUGAGUUUUUUGACUGAGCUGUUCUCUUUGAAUUAUCUUUUAUUAAUUCUUCUUCUGCUUUGGGUUGGAUGAUUCUGGCUCGGGGUUGAAUGAAAACUGUGAAAAUCUGCUGCUGAAAAGAACAAGAUAAUGAUGAUUAUGAUGAAACAGUAAUUAUGAUGAUGAUGAACUGGUAGGACCUGAUGUUGCAUAUCAAAUAUGUCUGCUGUAAAUGCAAUGAUUAAAAAAUGAAAAGGAUGUUGUAUUGUUUUUGAAGGAGCACUAAGCAAUUUUCUUAUGGAUUUUCUUUUGACUGUACUGACACAUAAACAUAUAAUCAUCCCAGACAACAAUAAUCCCACAGGACUUAAAGGACUGCUGUGUCAUACAGCCCAUGUGUGACAGGUCCAGUUCAAGGACAUUUUGUACAAUCUCAAAAAAAUAACUGGGGCUUUUAUUUACCUCAUCUGUGGAGAGAAGCAGAUCUUUAUUUGAAACUGGCCAUUAUUUUUAAUUCCCCUUGAGUUAUUUGAUAACUCACUAAGACUUCCUGUUUUCUGAUUUGCUUCUGUUUUAAGGUAGUAUCGAUCCAAACUCAACGUCUCCUUUAUGUUUAUCUGUUGUCUUGAUAAAUUCAUUGUAAUGAACAUCUUUACAGCUCUAACUCCAUAAGUAAAUCAACAGAGUCCAUCAAACUCAGAACUCAGUACUGUCAAUGCUGUUCCUUCCAUUUUGACAUUUCCAUCACUGUUAAGUUGUUAAUGUCAAUGUCAUUUAAUCAUUCCUGCAAAUAUUUCUCGUAUUUCUAAUCUUCAAGUGUCUUUUUCUUGGUGGGCUUUUAAUUUGAAAUAUCUGCAGGAAGUGUUCAACCUUAUUGAUAGUAACUUAAAAAUGAUAGUAUAAGUAGAAGGAAUUGUUAUUCAUUAGUCACUUCCUUCAAUGAUUCUGUGAGCAGUGUGAUACUAAAAUGACUCUUUUUUGUCAUGUUAAUGUAGAUAAUGCUGAGUAGAGCUAUUUUUAGCACUGGUGAUUCAAAUCUCCUCAGUAUCUUUUUAUUAUUAGUGACCUGUCUUCAUCUGCUUGUGCUGCCUGUUAUUUGGGGAAUCCUGGUACGGUUAGAUAUCGUGAAUGUUUACAGCGUCAUGGAUGAAAUGUUUUCAUUUUGUUUAUUUGUUACUAGAAUAUCUCAAGAUCCUAAUUAAAGUGAGAUUCAGUGGAAGGAAGGCCAAGGGACCAGUCAUGAGUUCUGGAUGUGAAUCAGGAUCCAGGUUCAGAUUAACUGUUUUUUAAGGUUUUCUUAACACUGCGAGAUAAACACUGCAUGUGGAGAAAAAAAAAACUGUGACACUGAUCCUAUUAUUGUGUAUCUCUGUUCAUAUAACACAGGAUGCAGCCUUGAUGGAGGUGCUCUCUGUGCAGUGAGUGGUUGGAAAGAUUCCAAACAGUCAACAAUUCUCAAAUCAGAAUUUUUCACAAGGCAGAGGGGAGUACAGACUCAUGUUUACCUGCAUACUGAGCCACAGUGUGGUGUCAGACUCCACUUUGUUUAAUGGUUCAAAUGUAUAUUCACAUUAAGAAUCUUCAAUACCUCAGCUUGCAAUGUAUAUUUUUGUACUGUAGCUUAAUUUAUGGAAAAUUGCAGUGACGGUGUGAGUGGUGUGCUACAGAGCAACUUGUUCAGACGACUGUUACUGGAAAUCUGACCUUUAGUUUUUCCUGUACAAACUGUGCAGACAGCAGGCCAGUGGAGCUAGAAGGAGCUCCUAACAGCACCUGUUAAAUAAAAUAAGCUCAUUCUCAACCUGAAAAACACUCUCUACUAUCUAUCUACUGUUAAUAUCUAUUAUAUAAAACAUUAUUGAUGAGUAAAUAUUAUCACAUUGUGUUUAUUUCAUUGGCCUAAAUUGCUUAGUGGUCCUUUAAGUGGGAAAAAGAAAACAGAUACAAGAUAUGUUGUAUGUAUUACUGUGACAAAAGUAUAUGAUGGAAACAUGAUUUAUAAGUUUGCCACUGUAAAAAGUUAAA
Molecule: messenger RNA, 6708 nt
Organism: Lates calcarifer (barramundi perch)
Lineage: Eukaryota; Metazoa; Chordata; Actinopteri; Centropomidae
Gene: mtnr1ba
Product: melatonin receptor type 1Ba
Exons: 3
Coding region: 377-1441 (354 amino acids)
Biological process (GO): G protein-coupled receptor signaling pathway
Cellular component (GO): membrane
Molecular function (GO): melatonin receptor activity
Source: RefSeq, a predicted model, not a curated record